AUGAUUUAUUCUAUUUGUUUUUAUUUUCUUUCAGCUGCCCUUGAAGAAGAACAACGCAACAAUGCCACCAGUAAUGGCACCGAUAAAUCAGAACUGAGCACCAAGCAAAAGCACCAGAUGAAACAUCGUGAGUUGUUCCUAUCGCGUCAAGUCGAAACUCUGCCCGCCACACAUAUCCGAGGCAAAUGUUCGGUGACGCUGCUCAACGAGGAGGAAUCGCUGCUUAGUUAUUUAAAUAAAGACGAUACAUUUUUCUACUGUCUCGUUUUCGAUCCAACCCAAAAGACUCUCUUAGCCGACAAAGGUGAAAUACGUGUAGGUAGUCGAUAUCAAACAGAACUGCAACAUCUACUGAAAGAAGGUGAAUUAGAUGAGAGAAAUCUCGAAGAGCUGGAAACACUUGUGUGGACACCACAUCAUAGCUUGACCGAUAGAAAGAUCGAUCAAUUUUUGGUGGUGUCGAGAAGUGUUGGUACAUUUGCUCGGGCUCUAGACUGUAGCAGUUCUGUUAAACAACCGUCCCUACACAUGUCAGCAGCCGCUGCUAGUCGUGAUAUAACACUGUUCCACGCCAUGGACACACUUCACAAGCACAGUUAUUCAAUUGAAACAGCAAUGUGCUCACUGGUACCGUCAAGUGGUCCUGUUUUGUGUCGCGAUGAAAUGGAAGAGUGGAGUGCAUCAGAAGCGAAUUUAUUCGAAGAAGCACUUGACAAAUAUGGAAAAGACUUCAACGACAUUCGAAAUGACUUUCUCCCAUGGAAAACUUUGAAAAAUAUUGUCGAAUACUAUUACAUGUGGAAGACAACUGAUCGUUAUGUUCAACAAAAGCGUGUUAAAGCAGUCGAAGCAGAAUCGAAGUUGAAACAAGUUUACAUUCCUAAUUACACCAAACCUAAUCCGGCUCUUAUAACAAACAACAAUAACAAUAAGAAUAGUCUUCUUAACGGCACAGCGAAUGGAAACAACGAGAUCUUGGCACUAAAUGGCAAUAAGCCGUGUGAAUCAUGUUUCACAACGACAUCUUCACAGUGGUACUCGUGGGGUCCAUCGCAUAUGAACUGUCGCGUAUGUCAAUCGUGUUGGAACUACUGGAAGAAAUAUGGUGGCCUUAAAGUCGCAUCACGUUUAGCUGAUAAUGAUGUCGAUGCGAUUAAGAAACGUCCAGCAUCGGAUUAUGAAGAUGAAGAAAGAUGCACAAUCAGCAAUUGCGGAAAGGAAUUCAAAUUAAAGACUCAUCUUGUGAGACAUUUUGCGCAAGCACAUGGCAUCGCUAUACGAUCAAACUCACCGCGACCCAUUAUGAAGACGCGUUCAGCAUUUUAUCUUCAAACCACCGUCACGACAAAAUUAUCACGUAAACUAUGUCGAAAUGUGAUUAAGUCGAAGAAAGCUGCAAGACAGCCAAGCUAUGCAAUUAGUUUAACAACAGUGAAGACAGAAUUCGCAACAGCAAUUGCUAACAUUAACAUCCCUGACAUGAAAGCUUUUCUUAAAUACAAGAAGAAAGAUCGCGGCAGUGUGACAUUGAUAGCAAAUCGUUUAGGAAAUCCAGCGACAACAGGUUGUGAAUGGCUUAAGUUGACGCCCAAAGAGCUGAUGCCAAAGCCAGAAAAAGUCGCCUUUCCAAAGCCUCCAAAAGCACCCGAUGGCAGUUUACUCUACGAUCGUAUUCCUAAUAAGGUUGUUGAGCCGGAAAAGUUUGUAAUUCCAAACACAAUUGGUUGCACUAUCAUCACACCAUCAAACAUGGCAACACCUCCGACAUUACCGCCAUUACCAGCAGCAGUAACAGCGACUCCUAUCUCAGCACCAUUAGCACCACCAUCUGGGAAGCGACGUGCUUAUGAAAUGAAUGGAAUGGAUCGUAAGUCAAACAACCAUAUUUCAAACGAUGGUGUAUUGACCAAAAAUUCCAUUGCAGCUGCUGUUCCGCCGCCACCUACAAAGCGGCCCAAUAAAGAUCCUAUGCCCUCUUAUCGACCAUCACCAGAACAGUAUGCAGCUAUGAUUGAAGCAGCUACAGCUGCUGGUCAACCUUUACCCCGAACUCAUCUUAAUGGAAAGCCUAAAAUCGCUCAAAUGUCACGUUCUGGUUCAGGUCGAAAGCAAGUCAUCAGCUGGAUGGAUGCACCUGACGAUUACUAUUUCAGACCAACAGAAACUAACAAACGAUCACGACGAACCUUAUCAGUAAUAGAACUCCGUCGACUAGCGCGAAAGCCAUGGCGGAGAACAUCGCUAUCAAACAACCUGCCACUUAAUGUCAACACGCCAGCAAGCGAAUCUGUUGUGAUCCUCGACUGACCCAUGCAAAAAGCAUCUUCCCUUCCGCCACCACUCGUUCAUCAACCUAUUCAACAUCACGGUUACAGUAUGGAGGCUUUGCUCAAUUAAGGAAUGAAACUGUGGGAUGAAAUUCCAAGAAAUAAUAUUUAACUUUUGUAUAAAGAAGAAAGGAGACACAGUUUGAAAAAAUUAAUAUUGAUUGUAGAAAGAUAAAAUAUAAUGAAAGGAUCUAUCACACCAUUCACACAUCUAAGCAGAUACAUAAACACAACACAAACACCCACACAAAUUCAUACAUACACAAAUGUGCAAGAUUUUUCUUAUAGAAGAAAAGAAAAAUGUGAAACUGAUUAUCAUUAAUGCAUAAUUAUUAAGAACAAUAUAUGAUGAUUGACGUGAUUUAAAGUCGAAAGACUUUUUUACGUUUCGUAACAAAGAAUAAAAAGAAGAAGAAGAAAAUAUGUUCACAAGUAAUAGUAAUUAAAGAAAGAAACUUUUGAUUAAUUAAAGUUGAUAAAAAGCAACUUUUCAAAUUUCGAAAUUCAAUUGACAGAAAAAGAAAGAAAAACAAUUAAAUGCUUGCUUGUAGUUGUAUGUAUCAUUGGGAGACUUUAAUUUUGUUUUACCGUUCUUUAAAUGGGCUAAGAAAAAAGCUUCUGGAAGUAAUCGUUGAUUAUCUCGUAAUUUAAAAGAAUUCUUUCAUUCUGUUUCAAUGACAUUCAUAUUUAUGAUAGAUUCACUUUUGUAAAUAUUUAAAUCUUUAAAUGAUUUUGUAACGACAGAUAUUUUCUUUCUUAUUAAGUUUAGAUCAAAAAGAUUGAAGAAAGAAACAAGCAGCCUCCAAACUUCCUCUAAUUAUGAUUCUGAUUGCGCGCACGACGUGUUUUUUGUUAACGUGUAUUACAAAUUAAUGAAAUUAAGCCUUUUUUACAUAACAUUACGAUUCUUUUUGUUAAAGAUUUAGGACUUUAGUUAAUUAGAUUAUUAUUAUAAUUAUUAUUCUUCUUCUUUGAUCUGCUAAUGCUUCGGUGAAGAAGCAUUGCAAAAGAUCUUUAGCUUUUAAUUUGUAGUUUUUAAGUUGUCCUAGCUCUUAAAUGACCUCAUUUAAAAUCAAAAAGAAAAAAAAAGAUAAACAAUUUAACAAGUUUAAUGAAUUGUCAUGAUUAAAAAUUAAAGAAAAGAAAAAAUAGAGCAAUUUUGUUAUCAACCCGAAGAAAAAUCCUCCCACGUAAUUCUCUUGUAAAUUGUACAUUUCUACUUGAGUGAAACAGAAAAUAAAUAAUUAAUGGUAAUCUUUUGUUUCCAAGAUAUAAAAAAAGUGGCUAAGUGUAAAAAAGAAAGAUGAAGAAAUUAAAUUAGAAGAAAAAUCAUCAAGUUAAGUAUCCGAGAGUCAAAAACUAAAAAUUCAUUCGCUUUCUGUGAGAAAAAUUAAAAGAAUUUGAUCAAGUUUUAAGUUCAUAAUAAUAAACUAAGAAAAGUUUUAAAAAAAUAUUGAUUAGCAACAAGACAAAGGAAAAUCUGAACUUGAACUCAAUCACAUCUUUGAUUAAUUUUUUAAACAGCGACUUAAAAAACAUGCAAUUUUAAAUAAAAAAAGUUUUAGCAUUGUGAAAUUAAUCUCAAGACAGAAAUCUUUAUAAUUUCUUCAAAUUGUAAAUAGUCUUUCAUCAAUUUUUGUCCAUUUUUCAUCUUCAAGUCUUCUCGUCUUCUCUUCCCCACCAUCCACACUCGAUUCCCCACAAUAUGAGAAAUCAUACAAAAAUAUAAAAUUAAACGAUCACAUGAAAAUGUUCUCCUUUUUGUAAGUGGUAUUUUUUUAACAGUUUAUGCAAAACAAUGGAAAAACUAGAAUUUUUCAAAGUGAAUCUAUAAAGAAAAUAAUAAAAGAAUAAAAACUAAUUCGGACCGAUUGAAUUACUGUGUGUAGAUACAAAAGAAAUUAAAGUAAUUUUGUUUGCUAAAUUAUUACAUUGAAUAAAUACAAUUUAAAUAAAGAAAUAUGAAUUGAAAAUUGAUAUAAAAAAGUUGAAUCAAAUUAUAAGACGUAAGUAAAAGGAUUUUAAAAAGCAAAAGAAAAAAAAUUAAUUUUCUUUCGGUUUAGUCACAUCAAGAAAAAUGUAAAAAAAAAAAUGAAACUUUUUCUGUUGUGAAAGUUUUACCUUAAAACACACAAUAGUGAGGAAGAGGGAAAAGUUUUUGAUUCUAAUGAAGUAAAAUGGUCAAAACUCGUAAAAUUUCAAUUUUUUAUGAAUAAAACAAAGAUCAGUAAAA
Molecule: messenger RNA, 4560 nt
Organism: Clunio marinus
Lineage: Eukaryota; Metazoa; Arthropoda; Insecta; Diptera; Chironomidae
Source: the annotation of a GenBank genome assembly